This is a messenger RNA of Pezoporus occidentalis (night parrot), 1524 nucleotides long. RefSeq names its product mitochondrial ribosomal protein L40 (gene MRPL40). Gene Ontology annotation, cellular component: mitochondrial ribosome; mitochondrial large ribosomal subunit. The record is from RefSeq and is a predicted model, not a curated record. Bases 1 to 1170 code for a protein of 389 amino acids. Lineage: Eukaryota; Metazoa; Chordata; Aves; Psittaciformes; Psittacidae. The transcript is spliced from 4 exons.
AUGGGCCCCCGCCGCGCGCCGCUCUGCGCGCCCCCUCGGCCGGCCGGAGCCGCCUCAGCGCUGCUCCAUGCCCCGGCGCCGCUCGUGCCGCAGCCGCCGCCGCCCGGCCGCAUCCCCUGCUCCGCUCCCGGCGGCUCCCGGCAACGCCGGAACUCGGCGCCUGGCAACCGCCAAACCGGCCCGGCGGGAAACAGCCGCCCCCGAGCACCGGCGUUCCCCCGCCUCGGCCGGCGGGGGGCGAGAUCCCGCGAGGCACCGCCGCCCCGCCUCCAGGGCGGGCGCGAGAGGCCGGAUGGGCGGGCGCCCCCUGCCGGGCGGAGAGCGGCCAUGGCGGCGGCGGCUCAGGUAGGGCUGGGGCGGUCACGGAGGCCCGGCGGAGCGGCCCUUGCGCGGGUCAUGCGCUGCCCCUCCAUGGCCCGCACUGUGCGGGGCGGCCUCGCUCUCCCGGGGCUCCUCGUGCCCACGGGCCUGGUUCCGGGCACCGGGGCCGCUUCUUGUUCUGGUGCAGUCUGCCGAGGCGUGAGGAACGGCAUCGGGCCUCCUGAUGGGAACGCUCUUGUGCAGAAUCAAUGGCAUCAGUCAGCUUCUCUUCAUGCUUUAUGUCCUAUUUCCUUCCUCAGUUCCUGGCUGCCCCAGGCAGUUGCAUCCCGAGGGAGUCACUGGCAGAGUUCGGUGCUGGCAUUCAGGGCGUCUCUCCCCAUGAGAGCGCAACCAAAGAAGAAGAAGAAGGUAGAUGUGAAGAGAGAGCAAGCACAGAAGGAUCGUAUGAAAAAGAGGAUUAAAAAGUUGGAAAAAACUGCCCCCGAAUUGAUUCCAAUUGAGGAUUUUAUAACACCAGUGAAGUACUCGGAUAGCAACAGGGUGCGAAGUCUUCCUGACCUGUCACCUGAGGAGACUGAAAGAAGAGUUUUACUUCUGAAAAAGUGGUGUUUGUUUAAGCAGAAACAAGAUAACGCAGAAAAGAAAGCAAUUCGGAGCAUGGUAGAAGCUCAGCAAGAGGCACUAAAGGAACUGCGCCUUGAGUCGGAGGAGUUGUAUCAAGCAGCAAUCAGGCGAGAUGAGGGGCUUUUCCCCUUUGAGAGAGAUGGACCCAGUUACACCCCACCGCUCCCUGGCUACGAUCCUCCUGAAGGAAAAUGCAUUGAUAUCACCAAAGUGUAUACGCAGUGAUGGAGGAGUUUGUAGCUCAUCUGGCAUGAGCUACUCAGCUGAUGCAGGAGGAAAGAAUGGAGCAAGGAUGAACUACUCCUGUAGGUUAAAAUACCGUAGGUGUGAGACUGCAAAAAAUACGUAUUAAUGAAGUACCUGUUUGGUUGGGUUUUUUUAAACAGCGAUCUCAGUAGUAAGAUGCCCAAAGAGCUACACUGCCUUAUACUUGUGUCAUGCUGCAACAAGACAAACGGUAUUUCACAGUGCUUUAUCUUUCUGGGCUUCUCUCAUCCCUCCAUGCAGCAUUUCUUUGUUCUGCAUAAACCAUUACUUGGAAGAUUCCCAUGCUACACGUAAAGAAUGUCACAGUCAUCA